Messenger RNA from Somion occarium, 811 nucleotides. The record is from the annotation of a GenBank genome assembly. Lineage: Eukaryota; Fungi; Basidiomycota; Agaricomycetes; Polyporales; Cerrenaceae.
GAACGGGUGACAUGAAGUGAAGCUUUAAUCAGAAUAUGUACAAACAUCGGUUAAGCGCAGAAUGAGAGCACAUCCUACAUAAGACCAUAAGCUCGAAGGCUACAUUCUCGCACGUAUCCACCAUUCUCAAACCAGCAAUGAGCCCUAAGACGCGAAGCCACCAUAUAGUUAAACUCGCAAUUGCUAGCCUCACUUUCUUCGCAACUUCAUUGAUUAUCAUUUGGGUCAACGGAGGCAGGCGGUUUCCAUCGUUAACAUGGGUUAAACCCCUUCGACGAGAGUACACAUAUCGUGGAAAUGAUUACCCUCAAACCUGGCCGAUUCCUGAACUCGAACUUGUGCACAUGGCGCACGAGGACAGUGUCCACUAUUCCAUCGACACGCCUAUCGGGAUAGGGGAAUGGAAUGCAACUUUACCCAGUGGAGGUGUUCUUCUUCGUCUCGGGACGACCUUCGAACCAUUCACUCUUUCGAUGUUUCACCAGCUUCGAUGUCUUAACAUUGUUCGAGAGGUAAUCGUUGACCUCUACGCCGAUGAUACGCCCGACGCGAAGACUACCAAACCCGAACUAGCGAGACAUUGUAUGAAUUACAUCAGGCAGAUGGUGUUGUGUAGAGCGGACAUGAGGUUGGAGUCGGUUAGAGCGCCCAAGGGACACCAGAUGACGGUCUCAGACGUAACUCAUACCUGCAGGGAUUGGACAACGGUAUAUGAUGCUGCAGAGAGGAAUUAUAGGGAGUUCAUGGUUCAUGUAAAUAAUACGCGAUAGGCGACAGAGUGCGCAGUCUUGCCAAGACUUCUCUACGAACG